AUGUUUCCUAGGCUUGUCUUGAACUCCCAGGCUCAAGUGAUUCUCCUGCCUCAGCCUCCGAAGGUGCUGGAUUACAGGCAUGAGCUACCUCACCUGGCCAGUUUUCCCUUAACAAAGACUGGAAUGCUGAGCUGGGAAAAAAGCGCUGCCAUGCCAGUCUUGGCUGGACUCACUGCCCACCUCUGGGACCUUGGCGGGGGGGGGGGGGGGGGGGGAGGACCUCAAAGGCUCAGUGAGCGAGUCCACCCCCAGCCCAGCCGCCAGUGCCAGCCUCCUCCUCCGCAGCACCCUGGCCCUUAUCAGGAAAGGAUUUGGGUUGGUGGGGAGGGGUGGGGGGAAGUCGGAGGCCCCAGGCUCCUCAAGGUGGGCCAGAGAGAUAGGGAAGUGGGGAGGGGGCUGGGGUGCGGCUCUGCCGGGCGGGGGAGGGCAAUGGGAGGGAUGCCUAGAAUGGGCACAGUGGGGGGCUUUGGCCAAGCUCUGUCCUUGCCGGCCUGGCCCUCGACAUGGUUCCAGGACUUCUGCCUCCCAUCCUUGCCAGGCAAGUUGCCUGCACCUUUAAUUAGCGAGCAGCAGCCUCUCGAUUCAUCACCACGGUCGCUGUUUAAUUAGCCGAGCCCAGGGCGGCCCCCACCCCCAGCUCUGCCUGCCUGUCUCACCAAGGCCGCCACCACCUCAUGGUGUCCCCUGUCACCACCCCCCAUACUUACUCUGCUCCCCAGAAUGGGGGAUGGGCCCGGCACGCCCGGCUGAAACCUCAAGGAGAUUCUGGGCACUGGUGCUUGUAUGCAAGGCAUCCAGCAAACAUAAUUAGGGACCGAGGCUGCGCCAGGCUGUCUCUGGGUAGGGCCCCGGCCGGACAUGCAGGGCAGGCUCUGGUCCUGUCCAGCUGCUGGAGAAUGGCUUUUCCCUUGGGAGGCACUGAGACAUCUCUCUGGCCUGGUCCCUGGGUGCUGGGAAAAGGCUGCCGUACUCCUUUGUGUCACUCCUCCACAGCUGGAAAAGGACACCAUAGCUUCCUCUUCCUCCCUGUUCCAGAGCCCAGAAAGCUCCUCUGAGAACGCUGGACCUCAGGAGAGGGGCCAUCCUCUGCACCUGGCCCCCAGCAGCCAGAUCCUAGAGGCUCAGCCUAAGCUGUGGGCCAAGGGGGUUUGGGGGGAGGUCUCAGGCCUGCUUUGUGCCUGCAGGGUCUGGGGAAUCAGGAGCACAGGCGGGAACCUGUGGUCUGGGGCCGAACCAGCCCCCUUCUGUUUCCCUGAAGAAGGGUGAGGCUGAGGGCCCUCGGAACAGAACCCCUGUGUCCUUCUGGGUAGGGCCAGGAUGGCCACUAGUCACUGUGGGCGGAAGCCAGAAUCAGGCUCCGUCCCAAGCCUGUGCUCCUGCUGGGCUGUAGGAGGUGUGGCCCUUCCACUGUGCCGUGGACUGAGAACGUGGAGGGACUGGCAUUUGCUGUGUUACCGUGUGGGGCCGUCAGUGUGUUGUCCUGGGCAGGAGUGGUUGCUGGAGCCCACCCACUCUGGUACUGCCAUCCCUGUGGCCUUGGGAUGGCAUCAAACCAUACCAUGCCUGAGUUUCCCCAUGAUUCGUAGCUGCUUCAUGGGCUGUUGUGAGGAUUAAAAAGCUUACAGUGUGAUUG
Molecule: messenger RNA, 1633 nt
Organism: Sapajus apella (tufted capuchin)
Lineage: Eukaryota; Metazoa; Chordata; Mammalia; Primates; Cebidae
Source: RefSeq, a predicted model, not a curated record